Fusarium keratoplasticum is the source of this 9153-nucleotide messenger RNA. RefSeq lists its product as uncharacterized. The coding region runs from base 1 to 9153 and encodes 3050 amino acids. Lineage: Eukaryota; Fungi; Ascomycota; Sordariomycetes; Hypocreales; Nectriaceae. The record is from RefSeq and is a predicted model, not a curated record. The transcript has a single exon.
AUGGCUCUGCUAAACCCGACCUUCGUGUUCGGCUUACUUGUCCUCCUAUACCUAUCGUCCUUUGUCCUCCUCGCCGUACUUCGAAUCCUUACCGGCAUCUCCAUCCAACGAAUCGGCUACUUCUCCCUCCGUCGCCUCGCAUACACACCACGGGAUGGAUGCAGGAUCGAGAUCAGGGGCCUUGGGAUUAACGUCCAUCGGCCGACGUUUGCUCAGCCCACAUGGCUAAGUGUCGUUCUGAGUGAGCUUGUCGUUACGUUGGACAUCAAGGAGCUGGAAGGAAACAAGUCGGCCGAUUCAGACGGCGAAGGAAGCGAUACCGAGCCGACGACCAAGAGCAAAAAGACGGCGGAUAAAUCCAAUUCCCGUCCCAAACCACAACUAUCUCGGCGACCUACGAGUACCGUCGUUCGAAGCGAGACAUGGAAGAAGUUGACCAAUGUCAAAGAAAAGAUCAAGAGGCUACACAGGAACAUCAGCUGGCUCAAACUGGUUGAUGUGGUCGCAACCAACUCGGCCGUGAACAUUGUGGACGUGGGCAAUGUUCAGGUUGGGAGCUUCACGCUGGCUGUGGACACGCGACGCAAAAUGGUUGACCGCGCUCGCUUCUUCGCCCGGAGGUCCGAUUCCCGUAGUAAGGAUCGACAGGCAGAAUGGACGGUUACGCUCCGGAGCGUUCUGUUCACUGCCGACGGCAGCGAAUCGAUGGAGGUGCUCGACCAUUUGUUCAUCAAUGUCCACGGGUAUCUGUACAAGUCUAUGGAUGGUUUGCGCGAAGCUGCCGUGGCUGUCAAGGUUGGGCGUCUGCACAUCCCCUUUGACGACUUGCAGACUUGCAUGGACCGGUUUAAGAAAUGCCGGAACGAAACCAAAUCCCCCAGCACCGAUGAGCCUGUGGAUAUCUUCCUGGGCAAGGUUGUCCAGGAGCUUGACCAAGCCGGAAGUACAAAUGCGGAUCUGAUGAGAACCGUAUCAGACUCCAAAGAGUUCUUGAGCUCCAUUCUGCGAGGCAUCAAGGAGAUCCAAUUCGCUGUGAGCUUCCUUGGUGUUAGCAAGAAGGUCCAGUCGAUCAAACCUGGGUCAAAUCCUCUUCUGCUCAAUCUCGCGAUGAAGGAGGUUGGUAUAGAUCUUCAUAGGUUGGACUCCAAAUCGCCUGCGCACCGCAUGUAUUUCCCUGCCGAAGCCAUCGCGCACGAAGCAUUGGCCGCCGCUUUGUCGAUUUCUGUCGGCCUUGACGAUGGCCAUGGCCAGCCCGAGCGCCUCAUUUACAUCCCAAUGGCCACGACCACAAUCAAGACAACCCUACUCUCCAAGACUGUGGAAGUUUUGCGGGACGGCACCGUGGACGAGAGGAACGCGAAUAUCAUGUUUGCCAACUCUGUGGUUACAUCUCCUUCGGUCGAUCUAGACCCUCGACACCUACCGCUCCUCAUCGCCCUCCUUAAAUCAAAGCCCAAGGCACCAAAAGCCAAGAGCGAGAAUCAUCAUCUCAUCUCGCGCCUAUUACCCAAGGCCAACUACAAAUUUUCCAUGCAUGAACCCGUUGUGCGCAUCAAGCUCAAGCCACUACAGAAAACGGAGGACCCCGACGAUUUCGACCUCAUCAUCUCCUCCAUCUCUUCCAUAUCUCUCGAUAUGGAAUCCUCACACAGUCUUUUCGAAGAUCUCCACUACACACUCGAUGGGGCCAUUCGACUUCAGUCUCAUGACCUUUACUACCAGACGAACAACGGUGAACGGUUCAACCUCAUCACAACCGAGUCUCUGGAUAUGAAGGUUCACCUUGGCGCUCGCCCCGACGUGUACGUUGACAUUACAGGAAACCUCCAGUCCGCUUCGAUCAGCGUAAUCAGACCUGAAAUUAUAGACGGUGUGCGCCAGAUCGUCCGAGAGCUACGAAUCGACGUGGAGCCAGAGAAGGGACCCGUAAGCCGGCCAAGGAGUGGCAAGAAUUUCUUGCGAUCAAUGCCGAGCUGGUUACUGCGAUGCCAGUUUGACGCCUCGGACAUGAACUUGGAGAUUGCCGGGAUCGACGAAGAGAUCUCAGACGACACUCGCGGAGUGUUCAUCCAUUGGGACACCGUUUCGGCCGAGUACCGUGCUCAUCGCUUUGAUGGGCUGCAACGGCGGCCAUCUAGGAGACGAGCCAACAGUCGCUCAGUUAACCAAUCUGACUCGGACUUCACGCCCCCGUCUAGCUCGCCUCGGCCUAAGAAGAAGGCGCAAAACGUUGGGGACGGUCGAAGGCUUACUGUCUUUGCGCGCGGGAUUGAAGCUCAAAUCAUGGAUGCGAUCGAUAUCCUCGAACCAGAGCCAUUCUUCAGCAUCCCAAGACUUGAACUUUCCUUGGGAGCUGCCAGUGAUGCCAGUGGACCGACCUUCAACAUCCAAGUCACCGUGCGGUCCAUCCUGGCACAGUAUUCGCUCUACCGACAUUACGCAGUUGGUGUUGCUGUCAUGACUCUACGAAAAGCGUUCAUGCGAACAGGCCGGGACAUUCCACGGCCGAAGCAGCAGGGAACCUUCAAGGAGGUACCCCCCAGCAAGGACCGACUGGCUCCCCCAGGGGCCCCGCCAGAUCUUGGUGGGGAACUAUCUACCGUUACCCCUGAGCUGGUCACGCUCGAUUUCAAGGCGGCGCUCAUCCAGCUUAAGGCUGAGAUGCCUCAUGACCCUUCCAUGAUGCUGCACAUGUAUGGUCUGGAACUCGGUCGCCAGAGGUGGUCCACUCCAUACAUUGCAGCCAGAUUGGUUCGCCUUUACACGGAGCCGCCACGAAUGCGUAACGUGUGGGCAAGGCUCGUGAGCGUCAAGUCGGGACGUCUCGAUCUCCGAGAAUCUCGCAAGAAGACUGCUUACGGUGGAGUGGUCGACGAGAAGAUGGUUGAUAUCGUGACAGAAGCCGUCCGUGUCGCUGUGCCACAUGAAGUCAUCGUCAGCCAAAUCAGCGACAACUUCAUCAAUGUCAUCAAAGCAGUGCAGCAGCUACAUCAUCGCUUUAAGACCGGAACCAACGAGUACAUACUCGAGAAGAAGCCAGAAGGACCCAAAUUAGUACCUAAGGUGUCGGUCCGUACGCGGAAUUUCUUGUUCGAGCUUGAGGACGGAGGCUUCGAGUGGAAGUUGAACAUGAUCUACCGGACUGGCCUCAUCGAGCAGACACAGCGCAUUGCACGAGAAAACGCUUUUAGGGUCAAGCUGAAGAGAGUGCGUGAAGACGAGAUCCGCAGAGGAACAAGUAAGAUUCGCUCUCGGUCAACUUUCCCUCGCGGGCGACCAGAGACGGCGGAUGCCCAUGGAGCGCGCAGCCGGAGCAUGGAUGCCAUGAAUGGAAGGGAGAAUCGACCAAGCUCGCAGCGCGGAAGAGCGCCUCGAUACGACCCCGAGUCGGAGGCUCUACAGGUGAAUGGCGUUUCAAAGGUCACCGAGCACUACGCUCGGAACCAUCUCGACAUGUUCAACGCACAGAGUUGGAAGAAGCGAAUCGACCGCGCCUGUGAGCUUUCUCGAAACAGCAUGAAAGAGUCCCGUGGCCAAUUCUGGGGGGCCAACCAGGUUCCCGAGGACAUUGAGGAGGCCGAGAAUUUGCUUGAAGUGCCACCGAGACCAGCACUCAUGGCCACUCUCAUCAGUGACUUGCACUUCACCAUCGACAAGCCAACAUUCCCGAUGAAGGAGUUGCCGAAUUUCCUACACACGAUUGGAAAGGGGAUGCCUCGGGAUAUGCAGUACAGCUUGCUUGUACCAAUGCAUGUUGGCAUCGCAAUGGGAGAAGCCAAGGUGACAUUACGAGACUACCCGCUUCCACUCUUACACAUCCCUCCGAUGAAAUAUGGACAGUCAGCCAAGAUCCAAGCCGUGUCGUUGAAGACGAAUUUUGUCAUUGCUGAAGAGUUCCGAGGUGUUGAGUCAACCCGCCGGGUACGCGUCAACGUCGUUCCUCCAAGGAAUUCGCUCCCAGGCUCCUCCAACGAAGGCAGCUUUGCCAUAGAGGUGAGGCGCACGAUAGGACCCGUCAAGUCUUACUCCGACGUGCACAUGGACGUCAACAGUGCUCUCCCGACGCGGAUCACCUGGGGUCCCUGUUACCAGCCUGCCGUUCAAGAUAUGAUGAUGGUGAUCGAAUCUUUCACUAAACCUCAGUUCGACCCCUCUGAACGCGUUGGAUUCUGGGAUAAGCUCCGACUCAAUUUCCACUCGAGGAUACACGCGGCUUGGAAGGGUGAUGGCGACGUGCACCUGGCUCUCAAGGGUUCUCGCGAUCCUUAUCAGGUCACUGGAAAUGGUGCCGGUUUCCUCAUGUGCUGGCGCAACGAUAUCCGAUGGAGCAUCAACGCGGAUGAUGAUCCAAAGCGAUUCCUCUCGGUGGAAAGCGGCGAGUACAUUCUCGCUAUUCCCGACUUCAGUCACGAAGUCCGAGAGCAAGCCAGGCGGCAACACGAUGUCGAGGGUUACUUGCCAGAUGACAACUACAAGUCCGAAGCAAGCUUCAAGAAGGUCGUCAUGAAGCUAUCGGGUAAGGUGCAAGUGAUGUUGGGGCUCAUUUUCGAGCGUGCCAUUGAGGAUGGCAGACGAAACUUCGAGUUCCGUCCCCAUUACGAUAUCGUCCUCAAGAACCCGCACUUUGCCAAGCCCGACGAGAACGGCCUUCCGUACGAUGCCAUGCGUGGCUUCAGGAGUCGACAUAUCCAUCUCUCUAUCGCCGUCCGAGCUCCAGCCGAUCGCAAUUGGAUGUCAGAAAACCCCGAACCCUCACGAAGCUACAACACGGUUCAUCUUACGCCGAGAUUCUUCACUCAUUUCUUCGCCUGGUGGGGGUUGUUUGGCCAGCCACUGUCACUUCCCAUUCGCCAAGGCACUCUGUUCCCUGGACGCGAGAAGAACAGCAAGAAGUUCGGUCGCCACCUGGCAACUGUCAAGUACAAUCUGCUACUGGCGCCCUUGUUCUUGAGUCACAUCUACAAGCACAAGGAUGUCGAGGAUUACUCCGAGAACGCCGUCUCUGCGACUGGCAUAAAGGUUCGUUUCGACAGCUUCUCACUUGAUCUUCACCAACGACGAGAGGAAUUCAACACUCUUGGAAAAGGUCGACAUGAUGACAGCGAGAGCAAAACAUCCGGUAUCAAGAUCCAUGCUGCCCAGCUUGACCUUGUUAGCGCCGAUGUCAGGGCAGUCUCAGCGAGCUUGAAAGGAACCACCACCGAGGCCAUCAAGAAGGGGUCAAUUGCGACUUUGAUGAGUGACGCUGAGGAGAAACCGGACUUGUCUCGAUUCACCAUUCCUGAUAAUGACUUCAGCUGGAUCGAUAUGGACGACUUUGUUGAGUUGGAUUGGAUCACGCCGACUGAACCGCAUCCUGACACCAAGAUCUUGCCCCUUGCAUACGCACCCCGGCUCACAUACUUCCGACAAACCGACAUUGGAGGUGUUAUUGCUGGUGAUCCUACUAGAACUAGUCCGUUUGGAAACGAGCCCACUCACUUUUGUGUCAUGCGACAUGACGAUGAUCCCCGACGGAUUCAGGGUCAACUCAUCCAGCACCGACUGGACCAGCUCGGUGUUCAAAUGCAAGCACACGCUCGUGAGGUGGGUGAAGCCGAGCUGAAGGUGAUCAAAUGCGAUGCCAAGGAUACCGACGCAGUUGAAGAGUUUGAGGCGUACAGGAAGCACACUCACGUCUUGAGGGAAAAGAAGGAGUUCUUGGAGACCAUGCUUAACCAGGCCUACAUGAGGGCGCCGUCAAGCACACACAGGCGCAGCACUGAUGGGCGGAAGCCAUCCAGCGAAACCGUUGCAUUCCAGGACGAGACUAUUGAAAUCCCGGCGGCCAGCGAGUUCGAAAGCGAGUUCAACAACCGUUUCGUCAUUCACAACUUGCAGCUCAAGUGGAACAAUCUGCUAAGAAACAUCGUACUUCGCUACCUCCACCAGAACAGCCAGCGGCGUGGAUUUACUUACUACCUUUCACGCCCUGCUAUCAAAUUCAUCCUGGACAUUGUGGAGGAACAGAACAGGGCCAAGGCUAACAGCAACAGCAACAGCAAGCCCGGGAAGGCCAAGUCGACGUACAGUAGGAAAGGUCGAAGUUCUCGCGCGUCAAGCAUGAGGGAGGAGGAGAACGCUCAAGACAUCGAGGAACGGAUCCGAAAGAUUCUUGGUGAGGGCCGCAAGUUCACUAGUGCAACCUGGAGCACAAACGCCGACGGAGUUGUCGAAGGUUCCAUCGAGGACCUGGUUACCGGAAUCGCCGAAGAGUUCACCCCUCAGAGCAGUUAUCACAUCCGCAUCAUUGCACCACAGAUCCAACUACAGAGCGAUAAGAACAAGAAGAAUGUGGUGCUCGCGACAGCCAAGGGAAUGGAGCUGAAGGUGAUGGAAGUCAUGGAGAAGGAGAGAAUCUCUGACAAUGUCAGUGGUCUCGUUCAGCGCCGCUUCCUCGUCAACAUGGAUAGCGUUCAGUUCUUCGUCACGCACCAGAAGUGGUUCCAGACAAGCCUCGUUUCCAUGUACGUUGGAAGCAAGUAUGGUGCCCCAAGUGGCUCAUCUUGGCCACCUUGGGUGCCCAUCGAGGUUGUGUUCGACUUCCAGGCGGAUCCUUUCGGCUUCAAGCGCGUUGUCCAGAAAACUUCAGCUAUGGUUCGAUAUGAUAAGUACAACACACUGCGUCUGAAGUACAACGACGAAGUCAACGCGGACGACAACGAAGGUUUCUCGCCAAAGGACAACGUGGAGAACCGCAUGGACAACCUCUGGGUCGAGUUCCCGACAGCGCGCGCACUCUGCAACUCGUCACAGUACUAUGCAUUGUAUGUCAUCGUGCUGGAUCUCCUCAUGUACAACGAACCCAUGGAGAAGACAAGAAGCGAGCGCUUGGAAAAGAUCAUCCUCGCAUCAGAUUUCAGCGACCUGAGUGGCGCUCCGGCCAUGGUUCAGAAGCUGCAGCAGAGAAUCAGACAGAUGGAGGAGAUCAAGGAACAUUUCCAGACGUACUCCAAGUACCUUGACAAGAAGGGCUGGGAAGACCGUUUGCACCUCGAGAAGGACCUAGCUGCCUGCGAAGAUGAGCUGUUCUUCAUGAUGAAAGCCAUCACCAGCUCUCAAAGAAAAUACGAUGUCAACUCGGUUGACAGCGCUGGUCUGCUGAGGUGGAACAUCUCGGUGCGAGACAUUGUGUGGCAUCUCAUGCAAGACUCUAGUGAUCCUCUGGUGGAGCUGCAACUGAAGGAUCUGGAGUACGAUCGAACGGAUAACUCGGAUGGCUCCCACGUCAAUCUCAUCCGAGUUGGUAAGGUCCUCGGUCUGAAUCUGCUACCAGAUGCCACGUACCCUGAGAUGGUUGCACCGUACAUCGACCCCGAACGACCCCUUCCUCCAGAGAGUCAAAACAAGGAGAUGAUUCGGGUGUAUUGGCAUAUGCUGGAAGCUAUUGCAGGUAUCACAGUCAUGGAUCGCUUCGAGGUGAACCUGUUCCCGAUCAAGGUUCAGCUUGAGCGCGAAGUGGGCAAGCGACUGUUUGAGUACAUCUUCCCUGGCAUCAACGGGGACAAGAUGUCGGGCACAAGGAACGAUUCACCCUUCAUGCUUAAGCAGACUGACCAAGAUGAAGAGGAAGAUGAGGAUGAUUCCAUCCACAGCCCCAAUGGCGUUGAUAUGCCGUCAUUUGACAGAGCUUACGAACGAGCGUCGUCUUCAUCGUCGUUCUCAGCCGGCUCAGGCUCUCUCGAAUUGCGACUUCGCCCUACCCUCACAUCAAACUCGAAGGCAGAGCGAUCUCCACGCAAGGCCCUGAGCGUUAAUACCGGCGGCAGUGAUGGACAUUCGUUCCGUCUGUUCCGUGCCCCUGGAACCUCCAAGACGAUGCUGAAGAAGGCAUCCCACGAGUCGCUACGAUCGACUGCGACACCUCGGGUCGGCAUUGGACGCACUUCAACUGGACGGUCUUCAAGGGAUGGCCGCGAGUCAAGGGACGGUGACAAGAAGUCUCGCUUCGGCCUCGGCAAGAAGCAAAACAACGAGAAGCCGCCCUCUGACGACCUCACUAAGAUGAUGACGCGUGCCAGUCACUUCAUGACGUUUGCAUCCAUCAAGAUGCCCUCUGUUGUACUGUGCCUGAGCUACCGAGGCAAAGACAACCGCAACAUCGAGGAUGUGCACGAUUUCGUGUUCAGGAUGCCAACUAUUGAGUGGCAGAACAAGACGUGGUCCAACCUGGACCUGGCACUGGCACUCAAGAAGGCUGUGGUGAAGGCUCUCAUCUCGCAUACGGGCGCUCUCAUCGGGAACAAGUUCUCCAAGCACCGACCCAAUGCUGAACAACGGAACAAGCUACGAGAACUGGCUAGCAGCUCGGUUCUCAUUGCCCCGUCAUCCUCGGGAGGAUCCCAGCACUACCCUGGCAGUCUCAACGACAGCGACGAUUCCAGCAUGUAUGGCUCAUCCCCAGUUGACUUUUCUCGAUCACCACCUCGCAGCAUCCGAGCCGGAAGCACACACAGUAGCAUACCACCAUCAUCGACGAUGCGACGCCGAAGCCGCAGCUCCAGCGUUAAGAGCCGAAGAUCCUACCGCAGCGGCGCCUCUGGCACUCAUGGCCUUCAGCCACCUCACGGCCACCAUGCUCCAAACGUGCCAUCCUUCCUCAUGAUGACACCACCAACACCCAUCGAGGAUAACCGCAACAACCGACACCACACUCAUGGCAUCGAACUCCUUAGGCCAGGAACAGCAAGCCCCCAGAGUAGCGUGCACAGUAGCAUGAACAGCAGUAUGCAUAGCGGCAUGAGCAUGCGCAACAGUGUGCACGGCAGUGUACACAGCAACAUCCCGGUGCCGGUUGCACAACAGCAGCUCAAGCCUGGGUUUAGGAGAAUCCCGACUGGCAUUGAGCGGCCUCCAUCGAGCCUGAGUAAUCAUGAUUCGGGAUCUGGUGUGCGCCGUAAGAGCGGCACAAGCAAUCUCAAAGAUAAGAUCAGCGCACUCACUUCUCGCAUCAGUCAUAGAGACACCAGCAGCUCUCAACAAGAGGACGAUUCCGAAACCGUGGAUGAAACCCCACCGCCACCUCCUCCAACGACAAGGCCUAGGACACGACGGUCAUCGAGCCAGACGGGACCACGACUCAGCUGGACGCCCAGCAGGAUGAAGUCGGGAUGA